CCGGGAGCGGCCUCAGCGGCGGCGGCGGCGGCGACGACGGCGGGAGGGCCCCGGGGCCGCUCCGGGCCGGGCCGCUCCGGGCCACCCAUGGAGCCUCUCGGAGGUUGAUGCCCAGGAGCCCAUCGGGAGCCGCUGAGCCCUCUGGCCUUGGCUAUGGACAUCGUCCUGUCCGACUUUGUUCGCUCAACGGGGGCAGAGCCGGGGCUGGCCAGAGACCUCCUGGAAGGCAAGAACUGGGACCUGAGCGCGGCGCUGAGCGACUUCGAGCAGCUGCGGCAGGUGCACGCCGGGAGCCUCCCGCAGCCCUGCAGCGACGGCCGCGGCUGCCGUGCCCCCGACAGGGAGCUGGCACGGCCGGGGAGGCCCCCCCUGCAGCGCCAGGAUGACCUGGUGCAAGAGAAGCGCCUGUCCCGGGGCAUCUCCCACGCCAGCUCCAGCAUCGUGUCCCUGGCCCGCUCGCACGUCUCCAGCAACGGCGGCAGCAGCAGCGAGCACCUGCUGGAGAUGCCCAUCUGCACCUUCCAGCUGCCCGACCUCACCGUCUACUCCGAGGAGUUCCGCAGCUUCAUCGAGAGGGAUCUCAUCGAGCAGUCCAUGCUGGUGGCGCUGGAGCAGGCUGGACGUCUCAACUGGUGGGUGGCGGUGGAUCCGAGCUGCCAGCGCCUGCUGCCCCUGGCCACCACUGGAGAUGGGAAUUGUUUGCUCCACGCUGCCUCCCUGGGAAUGUGGGGCUUCCACGACCGGGACCUGAUGCUGAGGAAGUCCCUGCACACCCUGAUGGACAAGGGAGCGGAGCGGGAGGCGCUGAGGCGCCGCUGGCGCUGGCAGCAGACGCAGCAGAACAAGGAGUCUGGCCUGGUUUACACGGAGGAGGAGUGGCAGAAGGAGUGGAAUGAGCUGAUCAAGCUGGCGUCGAGCGAGCCCCGCGUGCACUACGGCACCAACGGCGGCGGCUGCGGCGGGGUGGAGAGCUCGGAGGAGCCGGUGUACGAGAGCCUGGAGGAGUUCCACGUCUUUGUGCUGGCCCACGUGCUGAAGAGACCCAUCGUGGUGGUGGCAGACACGAUGCUGAGGGACUCAGGUGGUGAAGCAUUUGCCCCAAUUCCCUUUGGAGGGAUUUAUCUGCCCCUGGAAGUCCCAGCCAACAAAUGCCACCGGUCCCCUCUGGUCCUGGCUUAUGACCAAGCUCAUUUUUCCGCCCUGGUCUCCAUGGAGCAGAAGGAAAACACAAAAGAUCAAGCUGUGAUCCCCCUGACGGACUCUGAGCACAAACUGCUCCCCGUGCACUUCGCCGUGGACCCGGGCAAGGAGUGGCAGUGGGGGAAGGAUGACAGUGACAAUGUCAAGCUGGCCAGCGUGACCCUGUCACUGGAAGCCAAACUGCACCUGCUGCACAGCUACAUGAAUGUCAGAUGGAUCACGUUGCCUUGUGACAUGCAGGCGCCCCUGGCUCAGCCAGAGUCCCCCACGGCCUCGGCGGGCGACGACGCUCGCUCGGCAGCGGAGUCGGGCGAGUCGGACAAGGAGUCGGUGUGCAGCAGCUCUGCCAGCAACGGGGGCGCCAGGGCAGCCAAGGACAGGGAGAAACCAAAGAAAGAGAGGGAAAAGGAGAAGGAGAAGGAUAAAAAACGAGCAGACUCGGUAGCCAACAAGCUGGGAAGCUUCGGGAAGACUCUGGGCAGCAAACUAAAAAAGAACAUGGGGGGGCUGAUGCACAGCAAAGGCGUCAAGGGCGGCGUGAGCAACGGGCAGGGAGACACCCUGGAGAAGAAGAAGAAAGGAUCCCUGAAGGCACGGAAGGACAGCAAGGAGGAAUGUUCCCCCGGAGAUUCAGCUCCUGCAGAGAAGCCUGGUGCGGGUAAAGCAGCCCUGGAGAAGCCCUCGGAUCCCUCCAAGUACAGCAGCGACGUUCGGCUGAGCCUGAGCAUCCUGCGCGCCGCCAUGCAGGGCGAGCGCAAGUUCAUCUUCGCCAGCCACCUCAAAACCAGCACCCGGCACCAGUUCCAGGAGGAGAUGAUCCAGAGGUACCUCCUGGACGCUGAGGAGCGGUUCCUGGCGGAGCAGAGGCAGAAGGAGGCCGAGAAGAAGGCGCUGGGCGGCGCCGCCGCGGCCAAGAGGCCGGAGGGGGAGGCGGGCGCCCAGCGGAGCGAGGAGGCGAUGCCGGGCCCCGCGUUCUGCCCGCCGCCCCCCAGCUACCCCCCCCAGCCCCUGGAGCCGGCCGUGGGUGCUAAACUCGCUGCUUUUCCAGCUGGCUAUUCCGGCGUUUUCACCUUCCCCAGGCCCUCUAUGGGCAGCGCCGAGGGGCUGCACCCACCCGCGUGUCCCGAGGGCCGGCGGCAGCUGGCGGGGGGGCCCUGCGGGAGCCUCCCCCCCUACGCCACCCUGCCCCGGCACCACCAGGGCCGGCUGGGCCCCUGCCCGCCCGGGCCUGCCCCCCUGGGCCGCUUCUGCCCCACGGACAUGGAGAGCCAGGCUCCGCUCCCCGCCGAGCGCGAGGGCUCCGGCUGCCUCCUGCCCCCGCACAGCAACGGCUGCCGGGAGCUGCUGGAGCAGGAGCAGGGAGGAACGGCGGAGAAAAUGAGAAGCCAAGGCCUCUACAACAUCCAGCAGACCAAGUGCAAACAGCCCAACUGCAGCUUUUACGGACACCCAGAGACCGGGAAUUUCUGCUCGUGCUGUUACAAGGAGGAGCUGCGGCGCAGGGAGAGGGAGGCGCUGGUGCACAGGUUCUGAGCUCCCCCUGUGCACGUCGGACCCCUGGCACGUGGGGGAUGCAAUAACAGAGAUGCAGUUUGGUUUCUCACACCCAGCCACGCUCCUCUCGCGCUCUGCAGAGGUGGGAGCAGCGUUGGGCCAGCUGGGACGGGCUGGUGGCGUUGAUGGGUGCAGGAGGGAGAGAGCAGGGAAAGCAGCCCCCGAGUUCCUGGAGCCCCUGCAGGGGAGGAGAAGGAUUCCCAGGGGGGCUGCUCGGCUCGGAGCACAGGGUGAGGGGGGAGAAUUUCCUCAGAAACUCAAUAAACCAGACCAAAGCUUUGGGAGUGGGCAGGGGGAGCAGCUCCCACCAGGUCCUUCCCACUUCCUGACCGCCUGGGACGGAGCAGAAAUGCCCCAUUUUGAGAGUCACAAAACCUUUUAAUGGAGUUUUUUAACACUGGUUUUAUUCUGUAUUUCUUCUUGCUGGUACUGAGCGACACCGUGUUGGAGUUGGACUUUGAUGAGGUGAGGUGGCUUGGACGCCCCCCACCCAGUCCUGGGUGAUUGUGAGCACCAGGACAGGCUCAGGGCUCUGUCCCCUCCUCUCCUCCCCAUGAGCUGAACUCUGGUUUUAAAAUGUUCUUUUUAAACUCUUCCUGAGGCAGGGGGGACUCCCAGAGCUCGAGGGAUUGGAGGUUUCUCUUCCUGUGCAGAACCCCCAGCCCACAGGAGAUCCUGCCAGGAAUUCCCAGUGAGCCUGGGGCAAAUCCCCCAGGAAAAGCCACUGGAAAGGGGUCCCAGAGCCCCCCCAGCCCCGUGUAACUCCUACUUGAGCACAGCUACUCUGUACUACCUCUGAUCCUGAUUAACUCGGCUCCGUUGUGCUGAGCCACCAACUGACCUUUAGGCUGCGGAAUUAAUCCAUAUUUUUUGAUAACAGGGCUAAAAAAAGCAGAACAAGAAGGUAAAAUCCUCCUCCCACGUGUUGUUCCUGACCCCAUCCCGGCCCCCUGGCUCCCAGGGUGGGAUUCACUUUAGCACUGCGAUGUUUGCACAGAAUUCCUUGGGGUUGUUUUGGUGACUGCAGCUCCCAAACCUGGUCCUGCACGGAGUGAGGUGCAGCAUUUCCUACCACACGGAAAUAAAACAGGAGUUGUGUCCUUCAGCCAGAGCUUUACAACAUUCCCUCCUUUCUAUUUUUGGGUUGAUUUUCCAGAAGGAAUCGAACUAUGCAACGCCUUCCUGCCCAUGGCCAUUGCCUGGAGAGGGGAUGAGGAAGAGGAGCUGGAAGUGAGCUCGGGCAUCACCCCACGCCUUACACUUGGCCCUAAAAGUGUUCAUUUAGACCCAAAACCCCAGAGUUAAGGCCUUUCCUACACCUAAAUGCCCCCAAAUUGGGCCUUUCCUGGUGGGAUCCCAACAUUUCGAGUCCAGCCCAGCAAAGCUCCUUGUGUGCAGAUUUUCAAAUCCAAAUUUCAGACAGCCCAGGGAUGGUUUGAUUCCCGUGUUGAGUUGUUUUCCCUGGUUUUAUAAAAUCCCCGAGCGUGGCUGAAGCUGUGGGAAGGGGAGGGUGUGACACCCACUCCAGCUGGCUCCUCUUACCUGGGAACAAAUUCCACAUUUCUCCCUCAAAAUGCAGGAAUUCCAAUGGACUUCAACCCCAGGCAGGGCCGUGCAGUGCUGGUUAAACAGCACAAGCUCUGCCCCCAUUUGGUUCACCCCAAAUUUGAAGCUGAGAUGGUUAAAACCCAACCCGAACCCUUCACUAUUUAUGGGCUCUUGGUUUAAAUUCCACGUUCUGAUGUUUAUUUUUCCCCAAAAUUGGAGCAGCAGCUUUGUUUUGGUGUUGGGAAUGUCCUCUGGAGCAGGGAUGCCCCAGGGCACGGGAGGGCAGGGGGAGCUGAUGCUUCAGCACUCAGGUUUUGGGGGAAUUUCUCUCCUUUUUGGGGAGCUCCAUCCCAGUGGAGGCUGGAUUGGGUGGGGAUGGGGAGAAGGCAAAAAACCUGCAGGAAAAGCAGCAGUGCUGGAGGGAAAAAACCCCAAAACUGCAGGAGAAGCACCAAACCUGCCCCCAGGAGGGAUUUUUCCAUGGGGAGACUGUGGUGUGACCCCAAGGUCAAACUAAGUGCACUUAACUGGUGUGGUUGGAAUUCCAAUUGAUCCUGGUGGAGGAAAACUUUGUCUUUCAGCGUGUGUAAAACCCGUUCAUGAGAUUUGAUUUGAUUUCAUUAAAUGAGAUUCACCCUCGGCAGAGGAGGCCGGGGCAGCUUUGGGUCUCACUAACGCGACACCGAGUGACCUGAAUUAAUUCUGCAGUGGUUUAUUCACAAAAAAACUCCUUUUUUUUUUUUUUUAAUUAAUUCCAGAUUAAUUGGUGAUAUUUGGCCUCCUGAACAGGGCCAGAGCGUUGCACUUGGGCUGUACCUGUGGCCUCGUUGUGGCACCACAGACUCAUUGACAAUAAAAACCUUCAGCUGAUGCA
This is a messenger RNA of Zonotrichia leucophrys gambelii, 5176 nucleotides long. It is a transcript of the gene OTUD7B, whose product is annotated as OTU deubiquitinase 7B. The transcript is spliced from 12 exons. The record is from RefSeq and is a predicted model, not a curated record. Gene Ontology annotation, cellular component: cytoplasm; nucleus. Lineage: Eukaryota; Metazoa; Chordata; Aves; Passeriformes; Passerellidae. Bases 154 to 2733 code for a protein of 859 amino acids. Gene Ontology annotation, biological process: protein K63-linked deubiquitination; protein deubiquitination involved in ubiquitin-dependent protein catabolic process; protein K48-linked deubiquitination. Gene Ontology annotation, molecular function: zinc ion binding; K63-linked polyubiquitin modification-dependent protein binding; cysteine-type deubiquitinase activity.